AUGAAAUUCGACUCUUUGACUAUUGAAAUAUUUUUCGGUUUCCAACUAAUAGCGAGGACUUUUGCACCAGGCAGGCUGUUAGCUAGUGUGUAUCAUCUUACGAGAAAAGAAUACGGUGUGGAUCAACCAGAAGAAGUUUGGAAAAGCACGGAUUUUCAAGAACGGGAAUCUUAUGAUAUGUUGGGAUUCUCCUAUGAUAAUCAUCCACGCUUGAAACGUAUUUUAAUGCCUGAAAGUUGGAUAGGAUGGCCCCUACGUAAGCAUUAUAUUGUCCCCAAUUUUUAUGAAAUACAAGAUGCUUAUUGA
Amaranthus tricolor (Joseph's coat) is the source of this 306-nucleotide messenger RNA. RefSeq names its product NAD(P)H-quinone oxidoreductase subunit J, chloroplastic-like. Bases 1 to 306 code for a protein of 101 amino acids. Lineage: Eukaryota; Viridiplantae; Streptophyta; Magnoliopsida; Caryophyllales; Amaranthaceae. Gene Ontology annotation, molecular function: NADH dehydrogenase (ubiquinone) activity. The record is from RefSeq and is a predicted model, not a curated record. The transcript has 3 exons.